Arachis stenosperma is the source of this 498-nucleotide messenger RNA. RefSeq lists its product as uncharacterized. Gene Ontology annotation, biological process: DNA integration. The record is from RefSeq and is a predicted model, not a curated record. The transcript has a single exon. Gene Ontology annotation, molecular function: nucleic acid binding. Bases 1 to 498 code for a protein of 165 amino acids. NCBI's taxonomy places the organism in Eukaryota, Viridiplantae, Streptophyta, Magnoliopsida, Fabales, Fabaceae.
AUGAAGUUCCUCCAGAAGAACAUCUUCAGCAAGUUUGGUGUUCCUCAGACAUUGAUUAGUGAUGGAGGUACUCAUUUCUGCAAUAGACAGCUUGACUCUGUUCUAAGCCAUUACAGAGUUUGCCAUAAAGUGGCAACACCAUACCAUCCUCAAAAAAAUGGGCAGGCUGAAGUCUCAAAUAGAGCAUUAAAGCGAAUCCUGAAGAGGACAGUAAGUGCCUCUAGAAAGGAUUGGGCUAGAAAGUUUGAUGAUGCUCUAUGGACAUACAGAAUAGCUUUUAAGACCCCUAUAGGAACAUCCCCAUAUCAAUUGGUAUAUGGGAAAUUCUGUCAUCUGCCAGUGAAACUGGAACACAAGGCCUAUUGGGCAACCAGAUUCCUCAACCUUGAUGCUAAAGCAGCAGGAGAAAAAUGGCUGCUCCAACUAAAUGAGCUAUAUGAAUUCCACUUAGCUGCAUUUGAAAAUGCAAAGAUCUAUAAAGAAAAAGAAAAAAGGUGA